Molecule: messenger RNA, 1095 nt
Organism: Sarcophilus harrisii (Tasmanian devil)
Lineage: Eukaryota; Metazoa; Chordata; Mammalia; Dasyuromorphia; Dasyuridae
Product: vomeronasal type-1 receptor 4-like
Biological process (GO): G protein-coupled receptor signaling pathway
Cellular component (GO): membrane
Molecular function (GO): pheromone receptor activity
Source: RefSeq, a predicted model, not a curated record
AUGAGCUCAGACUCUGCUUUCCCUAUAAUUCCAGUCCCAGAUAUGCCCCAUACACACACUCAUGCAGACACUUCAGCUGUUCUAUCCCGGGCCCUGGCAGCAGAGAACAAUCUGGUCACUUUGGAGCUGACAGCGAAGUUCUCCAAGGAAAUCCCUCAAGGAAUGACCUCUCAUAAAGAUAGUUUGGCCAUUGUCUACUUGACCAUGCUUUUCUUUGGAGUUCUGGGCAACAUGUCCCUUCUUUAUCUACACAUUCAUAAGUUCAUCACUACUCACAGGAAAAGACUCAUCAGCCUGAUCAUCAUAAAUAUGGCCUUUGCCCAUGUCUUAAUGAUUCUUUUCAGGGGCUUCUCUACAAUAAUAACCAAUUGGGGAUGGAGAGCUUUCCUAGAUGAAACAAUGGGUAAAAUCUUAACUUACCUCAUAAGAAUGACCCGGGGCCUUUCUCUUUGCAGCACCUGCCUCCUGAGUGUCUUCCAGGCCAUCAUUAUCAGCCCCAGCAACCUUAAGUGGGCACAAGUUAAAACUAGAACCCAAAAGUGUAUUCCUUCCUGCUGUAUCCUCAGCUGGAUUUUCAAUAUUCUUCUUGAUACUGUUGCACCUAUGAAUUAUAGUAGUCCAAGAAACAGGAGUAAUGAAAGGUGGAGGAUUGGACAUAUUUCUUUUGACUUGCAAGCCAUGAGUAUUAUAAAAAUUUUAAUUUGUGAGUCAGUUGUUGAUGCUCUGUUUGUGGGACUCAUGGUUGGUUCAAGUGGCUAUAUGGUGUUUGUCUUACACAGACACAAUCAGAGAGUCCAACACAUUCACAGAAUCAAGUCCAUUCUCAGUACAUCCCCUGAGAUUAGAGCCACCAAAGCCAUCCUGAUGCUGGUGGUCACAUUUGUCUGCUUUAAUUCAGUCAGUUCUCCUUUUGUUAUUUAUAUAGCUUCUGCAGCAGAAACCAGCAACUGGGCAUUACGUUUCACAGUUGCACUUUCCAUGUUUUAUCCAAUAAUCAGUCCUUUUGUGCUGAUCACCACUGACACUCAGAAGCCCAGCUCUUUUUCUUCUCUCUUAUGUUUAAAGAACUCCUCUCAGGAAGGACUCUCCAAUUGA